Neurospora hispaniola is the source of this 1043-nucleotide messenger RNA. RefSeq lists its product as uncharacterized. The record is from RefSeq and is a predicted model, not a curated record. The transcript has 2 exons. Bases 169 to 936 code for a protein of 255 amino acids. NCBI's taxonomy places the organism in Eukaryota, Fungi, Ascomycota, Sordariomycetes, Sordariales, Sordariaceae.
UUUUCAACUACGACAGAUGCGAGCGGAGAACCACUUACGACCAACGACUCUAUUGACCUCCUCCUGAUCUCGAUUCGCCCGUUCCGCCCGCUUCCUGCUCCCAUCCAACUACAAACAAACGGAGAAGAAAAGAGGAACUGAGCCAUCAAACCCAACUCGACCUUCACCAUGGGGCCGGCUAGCGUAAUUAUCCUCUGCAUCUUCCUCGCAGUGGUGGCUGCCGCCAUCUUCUAUGUCCUCAUCUCGCGCGCCCAAGCAACACGUCUCGGGCUUCCACCACCACCCCUCACCUCGUACAUCCCUUUCUGGCCCGAGCCCUCAAACUCUCUUCCCUAUGCCAACAACACCUCUUCUUCUUCCGGCGGUAUUAAGGGCUGGUUCGGAAAGUUCAAGAAAAACAACAAUCGCACUGCAGCUGGUGCCUACGAGCCUUCCGGUGCUAACGCCAACGCCGCCCGGAGCCGCGGCUUCGGACCCCUCGAUCCGGAUGAGGCGUGGGAUGCGCGCGUUGGACAAGAGGCAGAUGGCUAUGGACCCGCAUACUAUGAGGAGACGGAAAUGCAGCCCUCUCGGCACAACAAUCUUGGCGAUGAUACGAGCUACGGAGGAAGCAGCUACCAGAUGAACCUGGCGACCAACCCCGGCAACAGUCAGCCUGGCACUGGCACUGGCACUAGCAACCCGUUCGCAGAUCCCGAGGAAGAGAGAGGUAGAAGGAGAAGCCGUUCUCCUGGCCCGGCUGCGACCAAGGGCUUGAGUGCGUCCGCCCCCCAAAACCCAUUCGACGAUGCUGCCGCGGAUCACACCAACGUUAGCAUGAGAGGCGUCAGCCCCCGUCCGAUCGAGGGCACGGGAGCCUCAAAGCCGAGUGGUCACAACAAUGGCGAGCCUGAGACCCCAGUGGAGAGGAGGUCUAUCUUCAGAGAGGAUGUAUGAAGAGAUGACCGCAUGAAUGAUUAACACUGUGGGCAGCACAACGAAAGGGAUAAGAAAAACAAUUCUCGGCUUUUUGAUCACCACGAAACGCACGAGGUAUGGUCUAC